AUGGCGACCAACGGACACUCGAAUCUCAAGCGCUCCGCGAGCCUGGAUGAUCAUGAGGACGGGGACGACAAUCAGGAGCAUGGCGGGCGCCAACGAUCACGAGCGGCUUGUGCGCCUUGUCGGCAGAGGAAGAGGAAAUGCGACGGCAAGGUCCCAUGCGCCACAUGCGUGAGAUAUGAAUACCAAUGCGAAUACACAUCCUCCAAACGUGCCUCCAUCCAUGCAAAUGGCGACGUCUCUCAAGAGCCGCCGGCUCCGGCUCCCGUCGGUCACACGCAACCCAGCAUGCUGCAACUCCAGGCCCAUCCGCUCACCGCGCCCGGCGCGAGGUUCCACCACCGCGGUAUCCUAGAUCCGAGCAAGACGCGCUUCGUGAGAGCCAACUCGGCCAUUGCCUUCCCGCGCAUUCUAGGAAUGGACUUUGAGUCUGAGAGUAUCCCUCGGCUGCACUCGUUUGCGUGGCAUCUGGGCAUUCGAAGAGAGCAUCCUGAUCCGUUGAUGGAGAUCACUUCCAUCUUGACGUGGGCGGACAUGCAACAUUUGGCUAAAGCUUACUUCAAUAUCGUGAAGCCUGAAAUUGGGCUGCUGGAUGAGUCUGAUUUUGUUGAGCAAGCUUCAGCUCGGUUCGCCAACCCUCAAGGUGAUAGCGAGGUUGAUGCGGUCCUGCUUGGAGUAGCUGCUUUAGGUUCCUUCUUCUCACCAAAUCCUCAUCCUAAGGAGGAAGACUUCGUGAGCCAUGCGAAGAAGGUGCUGGAUAAGCGAAGCAUGGUCCGCUCGCCGACGUCGAAUAGUGUCUUUGGCUGGAUCUUGCGCACACUGUACUUGCGCUUGAUGUCGAGACCGCACUCCGCUUGGGUCGCAAGCUCUGUGGCGAUGCAUCAAGUCGAAGCCUGCGGUCUGCACAAGGAGAUGCAGACGAUUGCGGUUGUCUACCCUGCAGCUCCAACGGGCGACCACAAGUUGGCCAAGAUCAGGCGACGAUUAUUCUGGAUGGCUCGAGCUCUGAACAUCAUCUUCUCCUUCGAGUAUGGGCGAUCAAGAGUCAACUUUGACGUUGUCACAACGAAGAGAUUUGCAGCUGACAGCAGCGGCUACUCACAUCAGCUGGUCGAGCUCGCAGAUUUACUCCCAAGCGACUACGUCGACAGAGAACGAGAGCCUGAUCCACCCGCAGCGCUGAGCUCCGCCCUGACCAAAAUCGAAGAACUCCAAUCCGAAUCCUCCUUCAUCAACAUGCUAAAAGCCGACCUCGCAUUCGCCAUCUACCGCCGCCUCUGGCUCAUGUCCCUCACCGACGCCAAAGACCGCGCCGACUCCGUCCUCACCCUCGGCAAAGCCGCCUGCGCCGCUUCCGCAACAAUGCUCGAAGCGCGCAUCCCCUGGUGGAACGUCCUCACCACCCCCUUCCAAUACCUCUGCACUGUCCUGGCCAUGGACACGCCUAAGUCGCUGAACCAAGUCUCUGACGCUAUGACGUUGAUGUACCGCAUCAGUCAGGUCUACGACACGCACAUGGUCCGCGAAGCUUACAACCAGGCGGCCUCGCUGGUCAAGAUGUCCCGGGCGCGGAAGGAGAGGGAGCUGGAGGCGCUGAGCUCUUUGCCUGAAAGGCCGCCUUUCGAGGACCAUCCGUCGACUGCAGCGUCGGCGACGAUGACGGAGGUGCCGAGUAUUGAUUGGUCGACGGUGGAUUUGCCGUUUGAAUGGGAUAUCUUUUUGAACCCGGACCUGGUUAUGUCGAGCCAGCAAGGGCAGAGUGCGGUUGAUGCCGCUUUUGGAGGGCAGCUUGGGUUCUAG
Saxophila tyrrhenica is the source of this 1797-nucleotide messenger RNA. RefSeq lists its product as uncharacterized. The coding region runs from base 1 to 1797 and encodes 598 amino acids. NCBI's taxonomy places the organism in Eukaryota, Fungi, Ascomycota, Dothideomycetes, Mycosphaerellales, Extremaceae. Gene Ontology annotation, molecular function: zinc ion binding; DNA binding; DNA-binding transcription factor activity, RNA polymerase II-specific. The transcript is spliced from 2 exons. The record is from RefSeq and is a predicted model, not a curated record. Gene Ontology annotation, biological process: regulation of DNA-templated transcription; response to xenobiotic stimulus; DNA-templated transcription.